Frieseomelitta varia is the source of this 1994-nucleotide messenger RNA. RefSeq lists its product as uncharacterized. The record is from RefSeq and is a predicted model, not a curated record. The coding region runs from base 60 to 1673 and encodes 537 amino acids. The transcript has 6 exons. Lineage: Eukaryota; Metazoa; Arthropoda; Insecta; Hymenoptera; Apidae.
AUUGCGAAAUAGAUUGGAGGGAGCAUCGGCCGAGUAUAAAAGGUCGAAAUAUCUUUGGGAUGACACUGGAUUCCUCGUUCAAACCCCGUACCGCCAGCAUGAGGUUCGCGUUCGUCACUCUGACUUGCUUGGCGGCUUCUUCGGCUUUAUCGCUGCCGAAGCAAAAGAGGGACAUUCUACCUGGUGAUCCACGAUACGACGAAGCCAAUAAUCAUCAUCAUCACCACCAUCAUCAUGGUCAGGAGAACGUAGUAGAAGACGUAAAAUCUGUCGGUGAUGUUUACGCGGAGGUGCCACAGAAUACUUAUGGAUCUCGGUCGAGUGUUCCCUUAAACAAUCAGUAUUUGUUACCGCUUGACGACGUCAGUAGACAAACCGCAUCAGUACCAAACUCUUACGGAGUUCCCGAUACCAUCCAAAUUUCUCGAGUGAUCGAUACUUACGCGGGACCAGAAAGAACGAUAUCAACCGCCACGGUACCUGUUGAACGAGUCGAGACGGUAAGCGUUACACCGCCUUUAACUUCUUACGAAACUCCCGUAAGCAAAACCACCAAGAGUACGGUAGGAAUCGGAGCCACCUCCACGGUGAGAGAGGUCGACGUAUCUCCACCAGUUAGCGAGGUACAGGUGCCUGUUGUAAAAGAGGUUACGCGUCUUACUACUGGAGUGCAAACCGUAAAGAAGGACGUGGUUGGUAGAGACCUGCUGACUGAUGGUUACGACGUUUCUUCUCGCGUCCCUACCGCUCUUUAUUCAACGGGAUUCAAUCCCUUUGGCGUCGUUCCCAUUGGAUACAGCGAAAUUAAUCCCUUGACGUCUGUCAAUCAGGAUGUCAAUCUAGAUGUCCCUUUGCCUCUCUCGCUGACUCUCCAAGUCAGCAAAAAGGCCCCAAACACGUACUCUUUCCCGCAAUCUCCUGUCGAAUUUCCUACAAUUUCCUCUUAUCAGCUCCAUCCACACGUGGUGCAACAUGCACCACAGCCCGUGAACACGUUGUACUCUUUACCUUCUGUCGCCUUGGUCAGAUCAUUUUCCCCGCUGCAGCAUCUAUCGUCCGUGGAUAGAGUGCGGCCGGUGCAGCUGGUGCAUACGGUAAAAUCCGUCAAGUCGGUGGAGACCACGCCGAUUCAAGGACACACCGUGCAAUCCGUGCCGUCGUUGGUGAAUACUUUGAACACGCCGAUCGAAUACGCCGUGCAUCCCGUGCAAUCGGUGGAGACCGUAUCAACGACCGUGCAUCCAGUCAAGUCGGUGGACAUCGUGUCAACGUCAGAAACGGUGGAGUCUCGCGAUACAGCGGCGGAGGUGGUUCAAAGCAACGUUGCACCCGCAAACGUAGUUCAAGGUCACGUCCAGACGCAGGCACAGAGGGGACCGAUAACCGAUUUCUUCCAGAAGCUGAACGUCACGUUCUCGUUGCCAUCGUAUUUUCCAUCUUUCCCUUCCUUAGGCUCCUUAGGCUCCCUAGGCUCCUUAGGCUCGACAACCACAGCUUCACCUCCGGCAGCCAGUCCAUCCCGUGUUUCGUUCGCUGGCACUUACAACCAGCAAAGUAUCAACGUCGACGAUUCGUUGCUGCGUAACGACAACUUGGUGAAGAGCGCGUUGCCCGUUACGUUGCCUCACGAGUAUGUUCAACCGACGGACGCCAAUGGUGGAUACAUUUAUUAAAUGGCACGCUGUAAAUAUCUAUUUUACUUGUAUUAAUAAACAUCUAUUUUACGUACGGUAGAAACGUUAAGCGACGUGUUUGCUCGCAUAUCUUACGAUAUCUCAGGAGAAGUUGAAUGGAGUAGUAGAGUAGUAAUCUCACACGGUGGAAGAUAAUUUAUCACCUUGAGUGGCUGUAUACUAUAAUAAUUGAACAACACGGACAAUUCCAAGACGAUAAACGUCUUGGACUUUUGACGAAGGGGAGACAUUUAGUUAAGAGUCGGAUGUAAAACACGACUGCGUGACAAUUUUAACUAAAUAAAAUUCUUUUAUUACAAA